AUGACUAGAAACAAAGUGAACAAUGCUUUCUUUGAAGAUGAUAGUAAAAGAAAAUUUUCAUAUAAUAAAAGACUGAAAGGGCUCUUGAAAAAAUCUGACGAACUGAAAACACUUUGUGAUGUUGAAGUGGCUACAGUCAUAUACGGUCCUUACAGAAACGAACCAUAUACAUUUCCAAAUAAUGAUGUUGUACGCAACACUUUUAUAAAAUUUAAGGAGUUGCCGACAUUGGAUAGAUCUAAAAACAUGGUGACAAGAGAAGAGUUCACCAUGAAAAGGAUCAAGAAGUUGGAGGAACAACUUCAAAAGGUAAGAAAGGAAAAUAGGGUCAAGGAAAUGACAAAUGAAAUGGAUGAGAUGUUCGAGAAAAAAACUAUUUCUGUUGACAUGAACCCUUUCUAUCUCAACGACCUACGUUGUGUAAUCAAGAAGAAUCUCAAACAAGUACGUGAACUAAUGAUAAAAGAGGCUAAUGGAGAGGGUUCUACAUCGAAUGCCCCUCAACCCAUUGUUGAACCAAUGGUACCUAGCAGGAACAACUCUGAAGGACAAACGAAUCCUUCUCCUCUAUUGUUUUCACAAAUGUUUCCUCCAAUGGUUCCACAAUUAUUUUCUCCAAUGCCUCAACACAUGGUUGUUGGAAAAACACCUGGACUGACCCAUCCAAUGCCUUCAACAAUAAUGGAUUCUCUGAUUCCUUCACCAACGAUGGAUUCUCUAAUGCCUUCACCAAUGAUUGAUUCUCCGAUGCCUUCAUUAGUGAUGGCUCCUCCAAUGUAUUCUCCAGUGUCUCCUACAAUGAACCAGCAAAUGGAACUUUCAAUGGAUAUCCCUUCAAUUGUACAGGUUGCUGUAAAGCCUCUAUUUAGAAAAGGCCUCGAUAUUCCUAUUUGUGUCAUCCUUAGAGAUGGCAGGUUUUUGAAUUUUGAUGACUCUAUGUUAGGAGUUUUGCAGAGCAAUCUUGCUGAUGGGCCAGUUUACUUUAAUUGUUAUCCUAACUUCUCUGUUGACAUUAAUGAUCCUAAUGUCAUGGACUGA
Messenger RNA from Solanum stenotomum, 1038 nucleotides. RefSeq names its product agamous-like MADS-box protein AGL80. Bases 1 to 1038 code for a protein of 345 amino acids. The transcript is spliced from 2 exons. The record is from RefSeq and is a predicted model, not a curated record. NCBI's taxonomy places the organism in Eukaryota, Viridiplantae, Streptophyta, Magnoliopsida, Solanales, Solanaceae. Gene Ontology annotation, biological process: positive regulation of transcription by RNA polymerase II. Gene Ontology annotation, molecular function: protein dimerization activity; DNA-binding transcription factor activity, RNA polymerase II-specific; cis-regulatory region sequence-specific DNA binding.